This is a messenger RNA of Coccinella septempunctata (seven-spotted ladybird), 430 nucleotides long. RefSeq lists its product as uncharacterized. The transcript is spliced from 3 exons. Bases 101 to 346 code for a protein of 81 amino acids. Lineage: Eukaryota; Metazoa; Arthropoda; Insecta; Coleoptera; Coccinellidae. The record is from RefSeq and is a predicted model, not a curated record.
CUGCCAGCUGUCACAGGUUAGCAGCUGUCGAAUUCGAAUGUCAGUCAAUUCUACAAAAUUAUAUAAGAAGUGGGAUUGAUCGAACGGAAAAGUUGCAGAAAUGGCAGACAAACCACCAAGUAGACCAAUGAAAUACCCUUACACAACUGCUGCUCAAAUAGCCCAAUUUCCAUUAAAAUUCCAUGUGAAGAACCAAUGGAUUUGGAAGUACUACUUCGUAUCACUAGUAGUCUGCUUUCCAGUUUUCUACAAAAUCAACAGUCUAGUGAACUCUCCUGGUAACGUAGAGAAAUGGGAAGCGGCUAAGAAGAAGGAACGGGAGGAAGCUGCCCACGGACACCACUAGUUCAGCUGGGUUAGAGGAAUACAAUAUGAAUGAUAGAUUCUAGCUUAUUAUUUAAGUCCAAGUGAAUAAAUUGUCGUGGGCCAA